AUGUUUGAUGCACUUCUGCGCAUCAUAAAACCGGAUCCCGAUAAGUUCAACGUCUUGAACCACGGUGACCUGUGGUGCAACAAUAUGAUGUUCCAGUACAAUGGCGAUGAGAAGAUAAACGAAAUCAUGCUCGUCGACUUCCAAAUGUGCAUGUGGACCUCACCGGUGAUUGAUCUUAACUACUUCCUAUUCUCGUCGGUUCGCGGAGACUUGAGGAUGCACGAGAUGAACAAUUUGAUUUGCUACUACUACCAGCACUUGACCGAAAACUUGACCCUACUCGGCUACGGCGGCAUGCGACCUUCGCUGAAAGAUCUUCACGUGGACUUUAUUGAACGGCAAUUGUACGGAUUUGCAACAACCUUCUCGCUGCUACCGAUUUGUUUGAUGGAGAAGACGGACGAUGCCUCGAUCGAUUUAAUGCUCGAUCAAGGAGAAGCCGGUAACGAGUUUAAACGAAAGAUGUACAACGGUGCCGCCUAUGUUGAACAGAUGGGAUCGCUUCUGGAGUAUUUCUACGACAUGGGAGCUUUCGACAUCAAUGGUCUGGGCGUCCAGCGUGCGUUGGGCGUUGAUUGCGACGAUUCGCUUGACUUACCGAUGUGGCUCGAUCGAAAGUUCUUCGAGGACGUGAUCAGCCGUAAGCUUGGAGAAGCUCCUGCCAACGAGCGGAUCAUCAGAAGCGUUCAUGUUGAACUUGCCACUAAAAAGGGCGAUAACUACGCAUCCGUACUGUAUCGAGCCAAGAUCGACGUACAGAAUCAACGAACGGGCAGUGUUGAGAGUUUUUCGACGAUAGUCAAAGCACCUCCGAAGGAGCCUGCGGAAAAAAUCUCAUACUUGGAGACUUCGGUACGCGAAACCCAGAUGUACACCGAUUAUAUACCGGCGUUCGAAAAGAUGUACCGUGACAAGGGAGUCGAGGUUCAGUUUGCCCCAAGUUGUCUCAAGUCGUGCCGAGGUAUUCCUGAGGAUCUGCUAGUGUUGGACGACCUAACAUAUAGUGACAAUCGUAUGGCGGAUCGUCGAGCUGGCUUGGACCUGAAGCACACGGAAUUGGCACUGGGUUUGCUGGCGAAAUUCCAUGCAGCCUCCGCGGUAUACGUGGAUCGUGGUCACACCUUGACGGAAGAGUUUCUUGGGCCAAAACCGGUCGAAGGGUUCAGAAAAAUGUGCAAAGAUAUAUUUCAACCGAUUCUGGACGAUCUAAUACAGGACAUGGCGAAUUGGGAUCUCGAGCCGGAUUACUAUGCCGACUUGCAAAAACUGGCACGGCAUAUGUUGGACGAACUGGCACCAAUGAUGGCUCCUCGCAAUGAUCAGUUUAAUGUGCUGAUUCACGGCGAUCUGUGGACCAAUAACAUGCUUUUCAAAUACGGUACUAACUCCAGUAUUCCAUCAGUAGCCACUUUGCUAGACUUUCAAGUAUGCUGCUGGGCAUCUCCGUUGGUCGAUUUGCACAAUUUCCUUUUUUCGUCUGUCUGUGCCGAAUUGAUGUUGACCAAGCUGAAUUAUUUCCUUCGCUUCUACCAGGAACAUUUGGCCGAGAGUCUUGUGUUGUUGGGUUACACUAAGCGUCUCCCAACGCUACAGCAACUUCACGCGGAUUUCACCGACCAUCUUCUGUACGGUUUCUUCAGUGCAAUGCUGAUGUUGCCGUUUGUGUUAGUUCCAGAUACGGAAGACGCGUCGCUAGGUACAAUGCUAGAACCAGGCACCGAUUCUUGGCAACGGUUCCUGAAGAAGAUGUUUCGUAAUGACCAGUUAAGAACACAUCUAAAAAUGCUAAUCCCAUACUUCCGUGUACGCGGCAUUCCAUGUCAGGCGAAAUGAUUUGUCACAAGUAUUAUCCUGAAGGAAAGCCAAAUAAAAAUUUGCCAUUUAUUUUUCCAAACGUGGGUUCAUGUAGAGGAUGUAUCUGUGAUUGAACUGUCGGAUGUAAUCCAAACAUGCCACAGUGAGGAAUAUCGUUAUCUUUAAAGUAUGAUUGUUUAGGCUGGCCUGAUGGAAAUGACUACCGGAACCCGUAUCGCAAAAUUGACUCUGUCAGCUAUUGGUGACAUCAAGCCAGACCCGUGCCAAUGAACUAGCAUCGGGCGCACGCUCCAUAAAUG
Messenger RNA from Anopheles cruzii, 2114 nucleotides. RefSeq lists its product as uncharacterized. The record is from RefSeq and is a predicted model, not a curated record. NCBI's taxonomy places the organism in Eukaryota, Metazoa, Arthropoda, Insecta, Diptera, Culicidae. The transcript has 2 exons. Bases 1 to 1833 code for a protein of 610 amino acids.